AUGGAGGCCCUUCUGCAGCAGUCUCGUUCUAUGUGCCCUUUUCUGAAGCGCACCUCUCCUGGUUCGCUCCGCACUCUCGCCACUGCUACUCGUCCCAGCACCAGCCCGGGCGGUGGUACCAUGUCCAAUCUCCAGGUUCUUGCCCGCCGCUGCCCUGUCAUGAGCAAGGCGCUGGCUGUGCAGAGUGCCCGUCUCAGCGGCACCAAGCGCUUCACCUCGUGUGCCGCCGGUGUUGCUGGGGCUAAGCCCUUCCGCACUCCGUCUCCCCACCGGGCUUUGCACACUACCGGCGGCCACCCCGCCAGUGUUGCUCCUGGGGCCUACGAGAAGAAUGAGCGAGUCCACCCCAAUCUCGCUACUCCCCUCCGACCGAGCCCUACCGCCACCAAUGCCGCGGUCCGCGGUCCCCGCCCGGAAGCCCCGGCCGACGGCCGGUUCAACUACGAUGCAUUUUACAACGCCGAACUGGAGAAGAAACACAAGGACAAAUCGUAUCGGUACUUCAACAACAUCAACCGGCUCGCCAAGGAGUUUCCUCGCGCCCACACUGCCGAUGCCGAGGAACGGGUGACGGUGUGGUGCUCGAAUGACUAUCUCGGCAUGGGCCGCAACCAGCACGUCCUGGCGUCGAUGCACCAGACGCUGGACAACUACGGCGCCGGCGCCGGUGGCACCCGUAACAUCUCGGGCCACAACCAGCACGCCGUCGCUUUGGAAGACACGCUGGCCAAGCUGCACGGGAAGGAGGCCGCGCUGGUGUUCAGCUCGUGCUACGUCGCCAAUGAUGCGACGCUAGCUACCCUGGGAAGCAAGAUGCCGGACUGUGUGAUCCUGUCGGACAGUCUCAAUCAUGCAUCGAUGAUUCAGGGCAUUCGCCACUCCGGUGCUAAGAAGAUGGUGUUCAAGCAUAAUGACCUCGAAGACCUCGAAGCCAAGCUGGCGUCCCUGCCGCCCAAUGCACCCAAGAUCAUUGCCUUUGAGUCCGUCUACAGUAUGUGCGGGUCCAUUGCGCCCAUUGAGAAGAUCUGUGAUCUCGCAGACAAAUACGGUGCCAUCACCUUCCUGGAUGAGGUCCAUGCCGUCGGCAUGUACGGCCCCCAUGGAGCCGGCGUCGCCGAACAUCUUGAUUACGACGCCUAUGCCUCGCAGGAUACUGCUACACCUCAAAGCACUAAGGGCACGGUCCAGGACCGUGUCGAUAUCAUUACUGGUACCCUGGGCAAAGCCUACGGCUGUGUCGGUGGCUACAUUGCCGGCUCUGCGGCUAUGGUUGACACUAUCCGCUCGCUGGCUCCGGGCUUCAUCUUCACCACGUCGCUGCCGCCUGCGACUAUGGCCGGUGCCGACACCGCCAUCCAGUACCAGUCGCAGCAACCGCGUGACCGGGUCCUGCAGCAACUGCACACGCGUGCUGUGAAGACGGCCCUGAAGGAUCUGGACAUCCCUGUCAUCCCGAACCCCUCGCACAUUGUUCCUCUGCUGGUGGGCGACGCCGAGCUGGCCAAGCGCGCCUCGGACAAGCUGCUCGAGGAGCAUGGCAUCUACGUGCAGGCCAUCAACUACCCGACUGUGCCGCGGGGUGAGGAGCGUCUGCGCAUCACCCCGACCCCUGGCCACGUCAAGCCGCUACGCGAUCACCUCGUGCAGGCUGUGCAGGCCGUCUGGAACGACCUGGGCAUCAAGCGCGCCAGCGACUGGCAGAGCGUUGGUGGCUUCGUCGGCGUGGGCGUCGAGGGCGCCGAGGCCGCGAACAGCCCCAUCUGGGAAGACUCCCAGCUGGGCCUGCAGGCCGGCGAGUCCGUCGAGGGCGCCGUCCUGCGUGAGUUCAACGCCGCCGCCGCUCAGAACCCUGCUGUUCGUCCGCUGAAGACUGCCACGCCCCUUGGUGAGCGCGCUCACUCUGCUAUUGGCUCCACCCCGGUCGGUGUGGCCGCCUAA
Molecule: messenger RNA, 1938 nt
Organism: Penicillium alfredii
Lineage: Eukaryota; Fungi; Ascomycota; Eurotiomycetes; Eurotiales; Aspergillaceae
Gene: hemA
Product: 5-aminolevulinic acid synthase HemA
Exons: 2
Coding region: 1-1938 (645 amino acids)
Biological process (GO): heme biosynthetic process
Cellular component (GO): mitochondrion
Molecular function (GO): pyridoxal phosphate binding; 5-aminolevulinate synthase activity
Source: RefSeq, a predicted model, not a curated record